AUUAGGUGAAAGUUGUAAUUCUCACAAUGCAGUGCACAAGAAUUCUUAGAGCUGCACAACGUGCAAAUCUUACUGGUUUCGACCCAAAAGCAUUAGCUGCCGCUUCUGGUAAAAAUGCAGGCGACCCAUGGGCACGACGUGAAGCUUGGAGAUAUCAAGGACAAUACUCGAGGCGGAAUCGAUUUUCGAACACUUUCCCUGGAUUAGGCAUUGCGACGGUAGCUUUUGCAGCAUAUUGCGGAUACGAAUACUUCUUUUUGGCGGACGAACAUCACGGACAUGCAGAGGGUCAUGGCGAUGGACAUCACUAAAGAAUAAAUUGAUGGAAAGUUGUUGUACAUAUGGGUUAAAUUUUAUCCUUGAGACUGAUCCCCUCAUUCUCAACACGCACUGCGCACGCUCCAUGUAUAUGGAUAUGAUUUGAAUUCUUUAUUUCUCUGUGAGGAGGCAAAACAUUGACGACUCACUUUCC
Messenger RNA from Botrytis deweyae, 472 nucleotides. RefSeq lists its product as uncharacterized. The transcript is spliced from 3 exons. The coding region runs from base 27 to 311 and encodes 94 amino acids. The record is from RefSeq and is a predicted model, not a curated record. Gene Ontology annotation, biological process: mitochondrial respiratory chain complex I assembly; electron transport chain. Gene Ontology annotation, cellular component: mitochondrion. Lineage: Eukaryota; Fungi; Ascomycota; Leotiomycetes; Helotiales; Sclerotiniaceae.